Molecule: messenger RNA, 3267 nt
Organism: Closterium sp. NIES-65
Lineage: Eukaryota; Viridiplantae; Streptophyta; Zygnematophyceae; Desmidiales; Closteriaceae
Source: the annotation of a GenBank genome assembly
AUGCUGUGGGAGAACGCGGCGGCGGCGGACGAGGAGGAGGAGGAAGAGCCGUUGGAGCAAGUGCCGCACAGCGCGCCGUUUUCUCUGUCAAGCCCCAUCACAGGGACUGCGGGGGCGAUCAGUGCGAGGCGGAGCUGGGCGUGGCGCGAGAAGAUGAGGUCGCUCGGUCGACAAUUAAUGCCGCGACGCGGCAGCUGCGACGACCUGAACGUCGCAAUUGCGACGGCCUCUGUAACGCCGGCGAAGCGAGCGAAAUCGUUUCCAGAGUCGAAGGAGCGCGGCAACGAGAAGGGCGCGAGGCGCGGGCGGUCGCGCGCGGACAGCCGGGGCGUGUGGCGGAGCGUGUACGAGCCGCGGUGGCUGGAGGAGGGGCUGGCGGAAACCUCUGGCGACGACGAGCGGCGACCGCACGGCGCAAAUCGCAACGAAAUGGGAGUGCGCAACGACACGGCGCAGCGCGCGGGGGAAUCAGGGCUCGCGGGCAGGGAGGGUUCGGCGCGCUACCAGCUGUUGCGACAUAACUCGCUUCCCUGCGCGUGCGCGUCGCAGAAGGUUUCGCCGACCCUGCCGCGACGCGCGUCGGUGAUGCAUGGCGAUAGCAGCGCUGAGCGUUCUGCGUGUUCCGUCGCAGCAGCGAAGGAUCGGCCGUCGUCGUCGUCAUCGUCUCAGCACAGGCGCUCCCCGUCUUUGCUCGUCAUCCCCCCAUUCCUCCCCUCCUGCCUCCCCUCGCCCUCGCCCAGUGCCGCUCCUUGGCGCACUGCCCCCUCCAUGCCGCCAACCCCCAUCCCCGUGCUCCGCGGUGACUCCGCCGCCCCUUCGGAAUGCAGCCCCACCGGCGGAGACGCCAGUGUCUGCUCGCCUGCCGAUUCCAAUGACAGCAGCGGCGAGAGGCGGAACACCGGAGCAAAGCGAGCGGAUUGGCGCACCCUACCGCUUCGAGCCUCGAUUAUGGCGACGCCGCGACUCACGGCGAGGCCGCCGUCUCCGUUCGUCCCGGCGGGCAAGAGUGGAUUGUGCUGCAAGUGCCACGUGGCGCGCGUGUACGCGCUGAUGGUCUUCGUCAGCCUCCUCGCGCUGCUCCUCUUCCUCUUCGUGCCCUGGGCCGCGUCGCACGGCGCCAUCCGUGUGACUGCUGGCGACGCUGUCGCCGUCGCAGAAGCAGGAACGGGGGGUCGUGUGCGAGGGAGGGGCAGGGGUCCGCAGCUCGAGCGCGGGGAAUCGUUGCAUUUGGGGGGGAAUGGGGGGAUUGCGGAAAGCGCAAUGCGCAUGGGCGGAGAGCAGGCGGACGUGAUUCGGGAAAAGGCAGUGACCAUGGCGGACGCUGCUGACGCUGUAGCGAGUAGCGAGGCUGCUUUCAAGGGAGAUGAAGCAUUGGGAGGGAGUACGGGGGCGGCGGAGGAGUUGGAAGAGGGGGCGGAGAGAGGAACCGAUGGGGGAGAAGCGGAGGGAAAGGGGGAAGGAGGGCAGGGAGGGGAGGGUGGGGAAGGAGAGGAGGGAGGAGGAGGGGGAGGGGAGGUGCCGAUGCCUCUGCGGGUGUACAUGCUGCCACUGACAGGCGAGCUCAACUUCCACGUACUGCUGCAACGGUGGCGCUUUGCGAACCGGGUGGCGGUGCAGCUGCAGCACGGCAUGCCGGCGGACUGGCAGUUCAAAGGCAACUCGCUGCGGCCUCGGGCGGACGGCGACGUGGUGGGGUUCAUGGUGCAGGACGAUGGGUGGAUGGAGGGCGGCCAGGGGGAGGGCGGAGGGGGAGGCGGAGGAGGGGGUGGAGAGGGGUUGGUGCAGGUGCCGCAGUUUGUGGAGGGGUUUGGGGUGCACAUAGAGCAGUACGCGGCCGAGUACUGGCUCACGCUCUCCCUGCUCGCCGGCGGGCUGCCCUCCGUGCAGCGCGUGCGGCGGGCAGAGGACGCCCACAUCAUCUUUGUGCCGGCCUUCUCCUCCGCCUUCUAUGCCACUCAGAUGAAGACCAAUGAGAGGCGGAGGCGGGCAGGCGACACGAGGAUACCAGAGGAGCAGCACUUGCUGGCCGCAGUGACACAGCACUCGCUGUGGGGGGACGGGGGCGGGCUGGGCGGAGGGGCCAGCCAGGGGGCAAAGGGGCAGCAGGGGGAGGGCGAGCUGCUGGAGAAGGUGGAGGUGGCGACUGGGAAGGGCUCACCUGGUGGCAGUGGUGCAGGGGAGGCGGGCGGCAGCAGCAGACAACGGCUGCUGCGGGUGCUGAAAGGGGGGCGGAAGGGGAAGGAAGCGGACGCGGGCGAGCAGGCGCAGAAUGCAGCGGUGGAGGGUGAGCAGGGAGCUGAUGGUGGGGCUGGAGGGGCUGAAAGUGGCGAUGCAGCAGAGGGGUCGCAGAGCGAGGGAGGCAAGGGGGGCCUUGUGUCUCGGCGGCGGGACUUCCUCAUCCCAGCGGUGCACCCACAUGCACUGUCGACGGUGCGGCAUGAGGUGGCAGCAGCGCACAUGCUGAUGGUUGACUUCAGCCAGCCGGCAGAGCAGGUGGCGCAUUUAAACAAGGACGUGCUCGUGCCCUACUCUGCUCUCAUCCCGCCCUUCCUCAAUGACUCGCUGCCGGGGGAGACAGAGGGCGGGCAGGGCAGUGUGGGAGGGGCGGAGGCUGUGGCCGCGUGGGCGGCUGCACGGCCCACUCUGAUAUUCUUCAGAGGCACGCUCAACCGGCAACAGGGAGGGGCCAUGCGGGUGCAGCUGGCGCGGCUGCUGGUGAACGUGAGUGGGGCGGACAUAGCAGAGGGGUCACCGUUGCAGGGAGGGGUGCAGGCGGCCACAGCAGGCAUGCGCGCCUCCAAGUUCUGCCUCGUGCCUGAAGGCGACACGGCAUCAUCAUGCCGGCUGUUUGACGCCAUCCUAUCGCACUGCAUCCCGCUGGUCGUCUCCGACUCGCUGGACCUGCCAUUCGAGGAAGCCCUUGACUACACCGCCUUCGCCCUCUUCCUCCCACAGGCCCUCGCCCUCCGCCCCGGAUACGUCGAGGCCUUCCUGCAAAACGUGUCGCACGAAUCAGCAUUCGCCAUGUGGCAGCGGCUGAGAGAGGUGGCACACCACUUUGUCUACUCCACGCCGCCCAAGCCCGGAGGGGCGGAGGACAUGAUCUGGCAGGCUGUAGCGCGGCGGUGGGCAGGGGACCACUUUGGGCGGCGCUACAACCGGAAGAACCAGAGGAGGCGGAGGAGGGUGAUGGAGCAGCUGUUGGAGCGAGCAGGGCUCAGCGCUGCUGACAUUGUGGUCAGACCACGCGCGCUGCCACUCAUGUAG